Molecule: messenger RNA, 1751 nt
Organism: Ectocarpus siliculosus
Lineage: Eukaryota; Phaeophyceae; Ectocarpales; Ectocarpaceae
Source: the annotation of a GenBank genome assembly
AUGACAACGGAGAUGAGGGGAGGCCUCGACCGCCGUUUGAUGGUGUAUUCGCCGGGCCUUCAUUUCCCGGUGUCUUCCCAAGUGUUGCGACUGCGACUCUACGCGUCCUUCCCGUGCGAAGGAGCGAACAGGUCCACCCACAGGUGCGUGAGAGAGACACGCACAGAGAGAGGAGAGAGGAGUUCACGGCUACACCGCCGGUCAGCAGACGGGCACAGGAAGAGUGCGCCGAAGGAAGGAGACGAGACGAGAAGAAGACCCUUCCGCCCUCAGCUCUAUCUUAUCAUCUUAUCAACUAUGUCCGAGAAGCGAAGUCGGAGGCGGGAGGGUGGCGAGGGCGGCGGCAGUGGCCGCCCCAAGAAGCCCAAGAGGCCCGAGGUGAAGGUCAUGGACGAAUCCGGCCAGACCAACGAAGAGCGCAGGGAACUCAGGCUUAAGCAGAGGACCCUCAAGAACAAGAUCAUCGAGCAGCAGGCGGACAUCGGGGAUCUUAACAAGGACGCCUGCCGGGAACUCACGGAGGAGAACGGGAAGCACUUCAAACAAACAAAGUUCCCUCGAGAGGCCGCGAACGACGCGGAGAACUUGAAGCUUAUCGCAGUAGGGUCCGCGGGGCAAGCCUGCCAACUCGGCAACAGCUCAGUCGGCAUCGACGGAGACGCGUUCCUUGACAGCAUCAAGAAGCACUUCGGCAGGACGAAAGGAGACGACGAACAGGGAGUGAAAACGUUCAACUGGGCAAAGUGGGGGGGCAACGUCUCGAUGGUGUACCUCGCCACCCCCGAGGGGGGCGGGUUCAUGAUGGGUCCCCUGGACAAGCCAGUGAAGGAGAGGAAGACUGCCCAAAGGAGGGAAAAGCACAUCGACGACGCCGAGGAGAUUACUCCGAUGAUGGAGAUGAAGGGCAAGAAGGCCAAGCAGAACAAGGACCAGACACAGAUGCGCAUCGCCAAGAUGAGGGAGCACGAGAAGGAGGACGCGGGGUCCAAGAAGGACAUGUUCGAGACUCUCGUCAACCCCAAGUCCUUCACGCAGACGGUGGAGAACUUGUUCGACUUCUCAUUCUUCGUCAAGCGCGGGGAGGGCCACAUCACCAUCGACCCGGAGACCAAGCUUCCACAGGUCAAGUUCGACCCUAGCACUCAGAGUGGAGACGCCCCACCCGCCGCUUCGGGCGAUGCGAAGCAGUGGUUGAUGUCCUUCACGCCAGCUGACUUCCGCGAACUCAAGGAACUCUACGGCAUGGAGGAGUCCAACUUCGAGCACCGCAGCGAGGGGCCCAAGUCAGACUACUACGACCCUCUCACGCAUGGCAACCGCGAAUCGAACCGCCAGUAAGCUAGGCCGUUGAUCUGCAGCACGGUUUGCUUUUGGUUCUCUGGCUCAUGCAAGCUGUGUGCGCCAUGGCAAGUUUAUUCGACAAAGCCGUGAGGUUGCUCAACAUGUGGCAGGAACCAGGGAGCGAUGCUGUCUGCAUCUUGGGGUCAUGGUGCAUCGUGCUGAAUACACCGCAGUGGUACGGUGGUCGUGGUACGGUAUUUAGCUUGAGUUCACUGCUCUUUGUUGUCUCCUUUUUGUCCCCGGGCGACCCUUGUUCUUGUUGUCAUUGCAUUGUUGUGUAUUUAGUCCCCAUCCAUUUAGGGUUCCUAUACUGUUCGGUACUUAAUAUGUUUGGCGCAACAGCCACAGUCACGUACGGGAGGAAGGUACAUGUAGUCACAAAAUAACCUCUUUGUUUUUUGUCCCCCUCU